CCCAGGAUGAUAUUGAGACAAUCCAUUUCUCUGUCAGUAUGGCUUCUUUUUCUGUCAAUUUGCGCAAAGCAAGCCAUUGCUUCAACUGGCGACCGGCUGCCAGAAUUUCAAAAAUGCGUUGAGGUAUGGCCAGGCACUUCCGCAUCCUUAAUAGUGUUUUGUAGUGACUGAUGGGAUAGGUAUGCAAGCAAGAGAAUUGCGCCAGCGGCGAAUCAGCUACCACCAUUCGUACGGUUCUUCUUUUCCUUACCUCUACAGAAAUACUUACAAUUCGUAGCACUCCUGCAUCGACUACUUCUAUGGAACUGCCCCGCUGAAUGCGAUUAUACCUGCCAACACAUCAUCACCGAUCAGCGCGUUGAAGCGUCCGAAGAGAUAGUCCAGUUCCACGGAAAAUGGCCAUUUUACCGUUUCAUGGGGAUGCAAGAGCCCUUCUCCGUUUUCUUCUCCCUCCUCAACUUCCUCGCGCACCAAAAUGGGCUGUCGAAAAUCACCUCGAACAUUCCAGCCUCAUAUUCAUUACGCAAAUACUACGUGUGGUUUGCGUACUUCGGCAUGGCUAGUUGGGUGUUUAGCAUGAUUUUCCACACAAGGGACUUCCCUUUUACCGAACAACUGGACUACUUUGCUGCGGGCGCAAGUGUCCUCUAUGGCUUUUAUUACACGCCUAUCCGGAUAUUCCGAAUGGAUCAAGGGGGAAAGAAGGCCAAGUCAGUACUUCGAGCAUGGACGGGUCUCUGCAUUUGCAUGUAUGUAGCACAUGUGACAUACCUGAAAUGGUAUAGCUGGGAUUAUACAUACAAUAUUGCAGUAAACGUCGUGCUUGGGGUUCUGCAGAAUUCAUUAUGGAGCUGGUUUAGUGUGGGGAAAUACCGAAAAUCCGGUCGACUUUGGGCUACAUGGCCAGGAUUAGUGGUUGCAUGGAUCAUGCUGGCGAUGAGCUUCGAGCUUCUUGAUUUUCCACCAUUGUGGGGAUGUUUGGAUGCGCAUAGCCUGUGGCAUCUGGGAACUGUUGGUCCAACCAUGAUUUGGUACAAGUGAGUGUAAACAACAUCAAACUUUGGUGGAUCACGCUAACAUUUCACAGCUUCCUACUCAAAGAUGCCCGAGAUGAUAUAGCUGGACAGAGACUGAAAGCCUGAAGUG
Molecule: messenger RNA, 1146 nt
Organism: Hymenoscyphus albidus
Lineage: Eukaryota; Fungi; Ascomycota; Leotiomycetes; Helotiales; Helotiaceae
Source: the annotation of a GenBank genome assembly